AUGUCGAGGGCACGGUCCGCCUGGCGCUCGGCCUCCUCGGCGCCCAUGAUGCGCUCGCGGGCGGCCAGGAUGCUCGGGUCCGUGGUGUCGCCGUGGUGGCGGCGGGACAGCAGGGUGGAGCGGCGGCGCGGCGGGCUGGCCGACGUCGAGGCUGUGCUCAUGCUGCUGACGCUGUUGGUGUCGACGGAACGCCGGCGCCGGUUGAAGAGCCCGCCCCUCUCACGGCUCGCCGGGCUGCUAUUGUGCGCGGCCAUGGGAGCUGGGGCGGGGGCUGAUGUGCGCCGCGUGGUCGGUACGGGCGACACGGAACGCUUGCGGCCAAAGAGGCCCCGGCGUUCUUGGUGGACGGGCUCUUGGACGACUACCUCCUCCUUGGGUGGCUCGUGGCGGGAGAAGAGAGGCAUUUUGGUGGGAACUCCCAAUCAGCCCAUCAUGGCGUCGAGAUCUCGCUCGCCAAUCUCAGAUCGAGGCUCACGGGCAAAUAGACACCGCCGCUCGCCCUCCCGCGGUCGCUCGCGUACACCUUCACACUCUCGCUCGCCAUCGCCCCGCCGCAAUGGCCGAUCACGACCUGCCGACAGUCGCAGCCGGAGCAGAAGUCGAAGCCGCACACGAAGCCGCACCCGUACCCGAAGCCCGUCUGCCGGUCGCAGUCCCAGUCGUGGCCGAGAUGUCAGGAUGAGGAGUCGCACUAGGAGUGUGUCGGCCAGCCCGGCGCCACGCAGUACCAAGAUUGUUAUUGAAAGGCUCACAAAGAACGUUACCGAGGAUCACUUGCGAGACAUAUUUGGCCAGUACGGCGAGAUUCGUGAUCUUGAUUUACCCAUAAACAGACAGGGCACGAAUCGCGGUACAGCAUACAUCCUCUACGUGCAGGAGCCCGAUGCCGAGUCGGCCAUUGCCCACAUGCACGAGGGCCAGAUCGACGGAGCCACCGUCAACGUGUCCAUAGUCCUGCCGCGCCGCAAGUUCUCCCCCGAGCCACCAGGAGCUCGCCGCGGAAACCCGCACAUCGACCCUCGUCACAUAGCACAGGCCGCCCGAGUGGGUGGACUCGCCUCUACCGCUGCCGCAGGUGGCUCCGGUGGCUUCAGGGGAUCAAGGGGACGAGGAGGCGGCGGCGGCGGGCCACCAGCCGGACCUCGUGGAGGUCGCAACAAUGACGUCUACAGGCCUUCUUCGAGGAGCAAGUCUCCAGAUGCGGGACGUGCGGGCGGUUAUAGAAGCCGGUCGCCUGGAUCACCAUACUCCAACAGGUCUGACUCAAGGUCGAGGAGGCGUGGGGGUGGAGGUGCUAGGAGGGAUGCAGGUGGUGAUGAUUAUGGAAGGCGGCGAAGCCCUAGCAGGGAUAGCUACAGCAGCUACGGUGGCAGGCGGAGCAGGUCGCGUUCACAGAGUCGGGGCCGUGGCGGUCGAAGCUACCGCUAAGAUGUUUGGGUAUCAUGACCGGGACUAGUCGGUUUUAUUCGGUCAAAACCAACACUUUAACUGAGGUUGGCCUAAGUACGUGGGUACGCGAGGCAGCUUUUUUCCAGAACUUUCACGGUGAUGGGUACCUUCUCAGGUAAAAAGGAAAGAAAUGAAACCUCAACGCAAGGAGUUUCUCGUCAGAUGCGACAUUGGGGUUUUGCAGGAGCCAGAGCUGGCUAAAAUGCCUAGUUCCUUACCCAUCAGCACUGAAGUAAGGGGCAUUUCUUCGAUCCAAUCAAAACUCCUAGUAUAAGAUUAAAAAUUUAAUGGAUGGCAACGCUCAUGCUACCAAGCUUAGGGUCGGGCAGUUGGGUGAAUGAGAAGGAUCAAAUGAGAUAUAAGCGCUAAUCACGGUGGAUGUGAGGAGGACAAAUCACUCAGAAUACAACUGCGGAGAUAGUUCUGAAUUUACCUAGCGAAAGGCCAACGGUUCUCAUUGAAUAUCAAGCAUAAAUCCGAAUGUAAAUCCG
Molecule: messenger RNA, 1940 nt
Organism: Pyricularia grisea
Lineage: Eukaryota; Fungi; Ascomycota; Sordariomycetes; Magnaporthales; Pyriculariaceae
Exons: 4
Coding region: 1-1428 (475 amino acids)
Biological process (GO): mRNA splicing, via spliceosome
Cellular component (GO): nucleoplasm; ASAP complex; cytoplasm
Molecular function (GO): RNA binding
Source: RefSeq, a predicted model, not a curated record